CGCCGGCGCCGCUCUAUCGCUCUAAAAUAACCUUUCCAGUUCCACCGGGACUAGCUGAAAGGAGAGGGAACGGAGGGGGAUGGCGUCGCCGGACGACGAGAUAAGCCGGCUCUUCCGCAUCCGCCGCACGGUGUAUGAGAUGCUGCGCGACCGCGGAUACGGUGUCCGCGACGAACAAAUCAAGCUCGAAAGGCACAAGUUCAUCGAACGCUACGGCAACCCCGUCCGCCGUGACGAGCUCACCUUCAACGCCACAAAGUUGAACGGCCCAUCGGACCAGAUCUACGUGUUCUUUCCUAAUGAGGCAAAGCCCGGGGUGAAGACAAUCAGGAACUACGUCGAGAAGAUGAAGAACGAGAACGUCUUCGCCGGCAUACUCGUCGUGCAGCAGGCGCUCAGCGCCUUCGCACGCAGCGCCGUUCAGGAGGUCUCCCAGAAGUACCACCUCGAGGUCUUCCAGGAAGCUGAGCUUCUUGUCAACAUUAAGGACCAUGUCCUAGUGCCAGAGCAUGUGCUCCUGACACCGGAAGACAAGAAGACUCUUCUAGAGCGGUACACCGUGAAGGAAACCCAGCUGCCCCGGAUUCAGAUUACAGACCCGAUAGCAAGAUACUAUGGGAUGAAGCGUGGGCAGGUCGUGAAGAUCACAAGAGCCAGUGAGACUGCUGGAAGAUACAUCACCUACCGCUACGUUGUCUGAGUUUUGCUACAUUCUCAUGGCUUAAGCUUCCGCACCAAGCGAAAAUGACCUCUACUUGCUAAUCCUGCUGUGUACUCGGAAUAUCUGUUGCCC
Molecule: messenger RNA, 793 nt
Organism: Zea mays
Lineage: Eukaryota; Viridiplantae; Streptophyta; Magnoliopsida; Poales; Poaceae
Product: DNA-directed RNA polymerases II and IV subunit 5A
Exons: 4
Coding region: 80-700 (206 amino acids)
Biological process (GO): transcription elongation by RNA polymerase I; tRNA transcription by RNA polymerase III; transcription by RNA polymerase II
Cellular component (GO): RNA polymerase II, core complex; RNA polymerase III complex; RNA polymerase I complex
Molecular function (GO): DNA binding
Source: RefSeq, marked provisional